Exophiala viscosa is the source of this 1941-nucleotide messenger RNA. RefSeq lists its product as uncharacterized. Gene Ontology annotation, cellular component: cytoplasm; nuclear pore. Gene Ontology annotation, biological process: intracellular transport. The record is from RefSeq and is a predicted model, not a curated record. NCBI's taxonomy places the organism in Eukaryota, Fungi, Ascomycota, Eurotiomycetes, Chaetothyriales, Herpotrichiellaceae. The transcript is spliced from 3 exons. Gene Ontology annotation, molecular function: GTPase activator activity. The coding region runs from base 135 to 1745 and encodes 536 amino acids.
ACUGCGCUUUCAGCGGACCGACACCUCCAGCACGCAAAGGCUGAGGUUACUUGCAGAAUACGAUAUCUGACCAAGAAGAGCGCAAUAAUACGGUAGCGGACAAUCUCAAUUCCGUGGCUGAGCACGCCUUCACAAUGCCCACAGAAGCAGAGCCCACCAAGUCGACCACAGACACCAACCAUGCAGAAAAUACGCUACCUCAUGAUCACAGCUCUGAUGGUGAAGGGGGCGAGCGGACAGCAAGAGAGAAAUUGAGAACUACCACAAUUGAACAAGUUACGGAAGCAAACCAUGCUGGCACCAGCGCCGAAUCACACGUCGAGGUCGGGACCAGAGGGCGACCGUCCAAGAAACGUUCGUUCGAAGAUCUGCAAACCGAAGACCUCACUCCAGACGUCGAAAGUGGCGGGCCUCCACUCCCUAAGAAGGGUUUACACAAGAGGAUGCGGUCAAGAGAAGUCUCGGGCAGUGACGAGGUACAAGGACUUGAGCCUCGGGAUAGUGUUACGAGCCCAGUGCAGGAAGAGAGCGAUGCUGAAGCACAAAAGUCCCCAGGAGGCCCUGGCGUUCUGGUAUCAGCACCUGCAGACGACGGGACAGACAUGGUAGACCCAGAAAACACGAAGGAUGAAACUGCAUCUGUUGAUGUCCCUCUGGAUCCAGCAGACAACCCUGGUUCGAAAUCCGAUCAUGCAGAUGCUACACUUGCUACGAAGGAUCAAACAGCCAAACCCGAGAUCCCAUCCUCCUCCGGUUUUGCCAAUACCGCAACAGCGUCCCCAUUCAGCAGUUUCAAACCGUCAAAGUCGCCCAGCAAGGAACCGGAGCCUGCUCCUGCCACCGAUAAAUCCACCUCCACGUCAACAUCAACCUCAGCGUUCGCAUCAUCAGGCUUGUCAGCUUUUGCUUCUUCAGAUAGAUCACCCUUCGCAAGUUCGUCGACAAAACCUAGCGGCGGCUUUGGUGGAGGCGGUGGAUUGGGUGCAUUUGGAUCAGCUUCGAGUGGUUUCGGUGGUCCGUCUCCUUUCACCAGCAAGCCGGCAUCCGGGUUUGGUUCAGGAGGAGGUUUCGGUUCUGCAGGCGGCCUUGGCAGCGGGUUUGGUGCCUCUAAACCGUUCUCAGGUGGUAGUACAUCAUUUGCAGGACCCCCCGGCGCUGCCGGCACAUUUGGCAAAGCAAAACCUUUUGCAUCAACUGCUGAUGAUCACGAAGAGGGAAGUGAGAACGAAGCGGACGGAGAUGAAGCACGUUCAUCCGCCGUCGAUGCCCCUGCAGAUCCCAGGUUUAAGGAACAAGAGGUCGAGACUGGCGAAGAAGGCGAAGAGACCAUCCUUGCAUGCCGAGCGAAGCUGUACCACUUCGAAAAGGAGUGGAAAGAACGUGGUGUUGGUGUCUUUAAGAUCAAUAUUCGUUACGAAAAUAAGGCGAUAGGCGACGAGGCAUCCGACGAGAAGCCAGAAGAUGAAGAGGACGUCGAGUCUGCCGGACAGGCAGAUUUCACGGCUGUCGAGCGGAAAGCUCGUCUCAUCAUGCGAACAGACGGUGUGCACCGACUUGUUCUGAACACACCCGUGUUCAAGGACAUGAAUGUUGGAACACACGAUGGCAAAGAGCCCAGCGGCAAAACCAUGCAUUUGACUGGUUUAGAAGAGGGCAAACCUACCGGCUACCAGAUCAAGGUCGGAAAAGAAGACACCCUGAGAGAAAUCUAUUACAAGAUCAUGGAAUUGAAAGACGAGUUAUGAGAGGACUUUCUCUUUCGAGGGGAUGAUAUGGUGGUUUGUUGGAGGCGAUCACAAGUUUCACAAAUACCCCAGAGGAGUGCUUCAGGCACAUCAGAGCGGUUCUCACUGGCCACUGGCAUUACAAUCAGUAUGAUCGAGAUGAGUUGGUGAUAGUAGCUUUUGGGCAGACAAAGUGUCGCUCGAUGCGAUCAUAGGG